Messenger RNA from Tachysurus fulvidraco (yellow catfish), 1199 nucleotides. RefSeq names its product ATPase H+ transporting V0 subunit cb (gene atp6v0cb). Gene Ontology annotation, cellular component: proton-transporting V-type ATPase, V0 domain. The record is from RefSeq and is a predicted model, not a curated record. Lineage: Eukaryota; Metazoa; Chordata; Actinopteri; Siluriformes; Bagridae. The transcript has 3 exons. Gene Ontology annotation, biological process: proton transmembrane transport. Gene Ontology annotation, molecular function: proton-transporting ATPase activity, rotational mechanism. The coding region runs from base 166 to 621 and encodes 151 amino acids.
UUCCCCGUGUGUAUAUCAGUGCAAUUUAGAGGACUUCAUCGUCUCCCUGUGUGUGUGUGUGUGUGUGUGUGUGUGUGUGUGUGUGUGUGUGUGUAAAGAGGACUAACGUGUGUGUAACAAACCCUACCGUCUCUGUGCGCUCAGUCAUUAUCAGUGUUUUACACCAUGUCAUCGCCGGAGUACUCAUCUUUCUUCGCCGUGAUGGGCGCCUCAGCAGCCAUGGUGUUCAGUGCCCUGGGUGCAGCAUAUGGCACAGCAAAAAGUGGCACUGGGAUUGCAGCAAUGUCUGUGAUGCGUCCUGAGCUGAUCAUGAAGUCCAUCAUCCCCGUGGUCAUGGCAGGAAUCAUCGCCAUCUACGGCCUGGUGGUGGCUGUGCUCAUCGCCAACAACAUCUCUGAAAAUGUGCCACUCUUCAGGAGUUUCCUGUACCUGGGGGCGGGGCUGAGUGUAGGCCUGAGUGGAUUGGCUGCUGGUUUUGCUAUCGGAAUCGUGGGUGAUGCGGGGGUGCGGGGGACGGCGCAGCAACCGCGCCUCUUUGUGGGCAUGAUCCUCAUCCUCAUCUUUGCUGAGGUGCUGGGGCUGUACGGCCUCAUCGUCGCCCUCAUCCUCUCCACCAAGUAGAUCUCCCAGGAGGCAAUGUGGCAGAUUGAGGAGAGAGAUGGGAGAAAACCUGCUUCAUCUCCAUGUAGAUGUAAUGGGCUGUGUCUCAGUUUACACCACUAUCUCUCUGUCUGUCUCUCUCUCUCUGUCUCUCUCUCUCUCACUCUCUCUCUCUCACUCUGUCUCUCUUUUUCUCACUCUUUCUCUCUCACUUACUCUGUCUGUGCUACUUUGGGAAUUAUUUAGAUUUCUCACACUUCUGUUUAUAAGGACUGUGUGUGUGCGUGCGUGCGUGUGUGAGUGUGUGUGUGCUCACUCAUGUGUGCGUGUGUGAGUGCUCAUGUUUGUGUGUGUGUGCUCGCGUGUGUGUGUGCCCGCGUGUGUGUGUGUAACAGUGUUUAUUUUUAUCCAGUUGUGUUAUUUAUAUAUAUAUAUAUACACACAGUGAAAGUGAUAUAAAUGUUACACUUAUAAAGAUUGUGAUUAUAAAGUGUACAGGUGGUGACACCUGGUGUGUGUUCUGUAUGUGAUGAGGAAUUGUAUUAAAGACUUGUUUGUGUGCCUUUCUCAGGCUCUCACAAGUUACAUUUACACCUUUA